CAGUGCUCACCGCGCGUAACGAAUAGAAGAAUUUGAUGAACACUCAAUCUAGUACUGUACCCUUCUUCCGAAAUGACACCAUUGCAAAACUAUUCAUCGAAAGGUGUUGAUUUCUGAGAAAUAUCGCUGUAUCAUUGGAUUCUGGAACUUAAGGCGUCAUUGCAGUCAUUGGAUAUCUUUGACGCUCUUCUCUACCAGCAAACUGAAACUGCCAUGCUGGACUGGUGGAACUCCUGCAACGACUUCAAUCAAUACGCACUGUCGAGUUUCUGGACUGUUUUCACUGAAACACAAAUGCUUUGUCAAGCUCCUAUCAGCCAACUCACUGGUGCUGGAGAAGUCAGCCUGCAGGACAUGGUCAGGAUGCUUACCAGAUCGCGAGAGUAUGGAAGCCAACACUGCGGUUCUUACAUCUGGAUACCUGUUGCUAGAUGGAUCUCUGGAUCGAGCGCCAUCCUUACGAAGCAGAAAGAUGCGAGAAUGGCAUGGGAUGAGUACCAAGCACACAUCACCAAGAAGACCACAGCAAUAAGACAUCAUAUGCUCUUGUUGAGUAUCGGAGUGGCAUUGCAAGAGAUCCAGUCAACCUUUGCGACAAUUGGCAAUAACCUGGGACAGGCUGCAACUCUGAUGGCUGCUGCGGAUGGAUCUGUCAGAACUUCACUGGUUAUAAAUCAACAGGCAAUUCAAGCGGGAAUCACCAAGGCCGUACAAGAGUUCCAGGAUACUUUGUCUGCGGUUCAGGUACUCGUUACGAUUGACUCGAGUAUCCAAACUUCCGGAAUCACUGCUGAUAUUGACCCGCCCAGCGUCUAUGGAGAAUAGGGCUACACGUGAUACGGUGAGAGCAGGGAACAUACAGGAGAUGAGAGUUUGCAAUAGUGAUAGGUUUAGGACACUAUUGUGUGAUAUCGCUGCUUAGGCUAAGCCCAAAAUUGCACCGCAGACAACCCAGUACAGCUUUGUGUAUCAGCGACCUCUAACGGCAACAAUUUCCAAGAUAAUCGACUUGUUCCAAAAAGCCCAUCCCUUCGUUCCACAUGCCAUUUAACCGUCCCCACUGAGCAUCAAACCCAGUAACAAGCAUCAACGCCUCCC
Messenger RNA from Fusarium redolens, 1098 nucleotides. RefSeq lists its product as uncharacterized. The record is from RefSeq and is a predicted model, not a curated record. The coding region runs from base 214 to 825 and encodes 203 amino acids. The transcript is spliced from 5 exons. NCBI's taxonomy places the organism in Eukaryota, Fungi, Ascomycota, Sordariomycetes, Hypocreales, Nectriaceae.